AUGCAUUGCCUGGCUCUUUCCCUGGGCUUCCGCUUCUUGACCCACAUCCCAGAAACCUUGCUCUUUGCGUAUUUCGCUGCCAUCUCCUUGGCUGACUCUCAGGGUCUCUUCCCAAGGCUGGAGAAUGUGGGAGCUUUCAAGAACGUGUCACUUGUGCCAACCCAAGCGACGUGUGGACUCCCAGACCGAAGCACAUUUUGUCAUAGCUCUGCUGUUGCUACGGGUCUUGGGUUCUGUACCCAGCGGCUUUGCAUUCAAGAUUGCCCCUAUAGAUCUUCACCUGCCGUCUACACUGCCCUGUUCUCCACAGGCCUUGGGAGCUGCGUCACAAUAGACAAGCAUGAUCUGUGUCCCAACUGCCAGAGCAAUUCCACAAGCUUUAUUUUUGGAAAUCACAAGAAUUGCUUUUCUUCUCCUCCUUCUCCGAGGCUGGCGGCAUCAUUUACUUUAGCUGUGUGGUUGAAACCUGAGCGAGGAAGUGUAAUGUGUGUUAUAGAAAAGACAGCGGAUGGGCAGAUUGUGUUCAAACUUACAAUAUCCGAGAAAGAGACCAUGUUUUAUUAUCGCACAGUAAAUGGUUUGCAGCCUCCAAUAAAAGUAAUGACACUGGGGAGAAUUCUUGUGAAGGAAUGGAUUCAUCUUAGUGUGCAGGUGCAUCAGACAAAAAUCAGUUUCUUCAUCAAUGGUUUGGAGGAGGAUAAUACAGCAUUUGAUGCAAGAACUCUAAGUGGUUCAAUUACAGAUUUUGCCUCUGGUACUACACAAAUAGGACAGAGUUUGAAUGGAUUAGAGCAGUUUGUUGGAAGAAUGCAAGAUUUUCGAUUAUACCAAGUGGCACUUACAAACAGGGAGAUUCUGGAAAUUUUUUCUGGAGAUCUGUUCAGAUUGCAUAUCCAGUCACAUUGCCGCUGCCCUGGCAGCCACCCUAGGGUCCAUCCUUUGGGACAGCGGUACUGCAUUCCUAAUGACGCAGAAGAUACCACCACUGAUAGGGUGUUACGGCUGAAUCCUGAAGCCCAUCCUCUUUCUUUUGUCAAUGAUAAUGAUAUUGGUACUUCCUGGGUUUCACAAGUGUUUACCAAUAUUACCCAGCUUCAUCAAGGAGUGACUAUUUCGAUAGAUUUGGAAAAUGGACAGUAUCAGGUGUUUUAUAUUAUCAUUCAAUUCCUUAGUCCACAACCAACAGCAAUAAGGAUUCAAAGGAAGAAGGAGGACAGCCUAGAUUGGGAGGACUGGCAAUUUUUUGCUAGAAAUUGCAGAGCUUUUGGAAUGGAAAAUAAUGGAAAAUUGGAAAAUCCUGAUUCUGUCAACUGUCUUCAGCUUUCCACUUUUACUCCAUAUUCCCAUGGUAACGUCACAUUUAGCAUCCUAACACCUGGACCAAAUCAUCGGCCUGGCUACAAUGACUUUUAUAACACCCCAUCUCUUCAAGAGUUUGUAAAAGCCACACAAAUAAGACUUCAUUUUCAGGGACAGUACUAUACAACUGAGACUCCUGUCAGCCUCAGGCACAGAUACUAUGCAGUCGAUGAAAUCACCAUCACUGGGAGAUGUCAGUGCUAUGGUCAUGCUGAUAAGUGUGACACAACAAGCCAGCCCUAUCGAUGCCUCUGCUCUCUAGAAAGCUUCACCCAAGGACUUCAUUGUGAUCACUGCUUGCCUCUUUAUAACGAUAAGCCUUUCCGCCAAGGUGAUCAAGUUCAUGCUUUCAAUUGUAAACCUUGUCAAUGCAACAACCAUUCCAGAAGCUGCCACUACAACAUCUCAGUGGACCCAUUUCCAUUUGAGCACCACAAAGGAGGUGGAGGGGUCUGUGAUGAUUGUGAGCAUAACACGACAGGAAGGAACUGUGAGCUAUGUAAGGAUUACUUUUUCCGACCAGUUGGUGCAGAUCCUUCCGCCAUGGAUGUUUGCAAACCCUGUGAUUGUGAUAAAGUGGGCACCAGGAACAGUGGCUUCCUUUGUGAUAAGAUUGGAGGCCAGUGUAAUUGUAAGAGACAUGUGUCUGGCAGACAAUGCAAUCAGUGCCAAAAUGGAUUCUACAAUCUGCAAGAGUCGGAUCCUGAUGGCUGUAGCUCUUGUAACUGCAGUACCUCUGGGACAGUGGAUGGAGAUACUACCUGUCACCCAAAUUCAGGCCAGUGCAAGUGCAAAGCAAACGUUAUUGGGCUUCGAUGUGAUCAUUGCAAUUUUGGAUUUAAAUUCCUCCGAAGUUUUAAUGAUGAUGGAUGUGAGCCCUGCCGGUGCAACCUCCACGGCUCAGUGAACAAACUCUGCAAUCCUCUUUCUGGGCAGUGUGAGUGCAAGAAAGAAGCCAAAGGACUUCAGUGUGACACCUGCAGAGAACACUUUUACGGGUUGGACAUCACCAGUUGUAAGGCCUGUGACUGUGACAUGGCUGGAUCCCUCUCUGGGACCAUCUGUGACGCUAAGACAGGGCAGUGCAUCUGCAAGCCCAGAGUUGGAGGGAGACGGUGCAAUGAAUGUUUGGAGGGAUACUUCUACCUCCAGCAAAAUAAUUCUUUCCUCUGUCUGCCUUGUAACUGUGAUAAGGCUGGGACAGUAAAUGGCUCUCUGCUGUGUGACAAAUCAACAGGACAAUGUCCUUGCAAAUUAGGAGUAACAGGUCUUCACUGUAAUCAGUGUGCGCCUCACAGGUACAAUCUGACCAGUGGCAAUUCUCAAGGCUGCCAGAUGUGUGAGUGUGACUCCUUGGGGACAUUACCUGGGAUCACUUGUGACCCAAUCAGUGGCCAGUGCUUGUGUUUGCCUAAUCGGCAAGGAAGAAGGUGUAAUCAGUGUCAAUCAGGUUUUUAUAUUUCUCCAGGCAAUGCCCCUGGCUGCCUGCCAUGUUCAUGCCAUGUAACAGGUGCAGUUCAUCACAUCUGUAAUAGCCUAACUGGUCAGUGCAUUUGCCAAGACGUUUCCAUUGCUGGGCAAAGUUGUGACCAUUGUAGAGACCUUUACUUUGGAUUUGAUCCUCAGACUGGAAGAUGUCAGCCUUGCAAUUGUCAUCUCUCAGGAGCCUUGAAUGAAACCUGUCACUUGGUCACAGGCCAGUGUUUCUGUAAACGAUUUGUCACUGGAUCCAAGUGUGAUACUUGUGUUCCCAGUGCAAGCCAUUUGGAUGUGAACAAUCCACUGGGCUGCAGCAAAACUCCAUCACAACAACCUCCACCCAGAGGACAAGUUCAAAGUUCUUCUGCUAUCAAUCUGUCCUGGAGUCCACCUGAUUCUCCAAAUGCCCACUGGCUUACUUACAGUUUAUUCAGGGACAGUUCUGAAAUCUAUACAACUGAAGAUCAAUACCCAUACAAUAUUCAGUACUUCUUAGAUACUGAUCUGUUACCAUAUACUUCCUAUUCCUAUUACAUCGAGACGGCCAGUGUGCAUGGUUCAACAAGGAGUGAGUCUGUCACUUACAAGACGAAACCAGGGGUCCCAGAAGGAAACUUGAACUUACAUUAUAUCCUUCCUAUUAGCUCAGACUCUGUGACACUUGCCUGGACUGCACCUUCAAAUCGUUCUGGUCCUAUAGAAAAAUAUAUUUUAUCCUGUGCUCCUUCAAGUAGCAAUCAGCCAUGUGUUUCUUAUGAAGGUUAUGAAACCUCCACUACCAUCAGGAAUCUGGUUCCAUUCACCAAGUACCAUUUUUCUGUACAGGCGUGUACUAGUGGGGGUUGUUUACACAGCUCACCCCUUACAGUGAUCACAGCCCAGGCACCUCCCCAAAGGCUGGGUCCACCUGAGGUGCGGAAUAUCGGUUCCACAGAACUUCAUGUAGAAUGGUCUCCUCCAAUGGAACCAAAUGGAAUAAUUAUAAGAUAUGAACUCUACAUGAAGAGAAUGAAAUCUGAUGGAGAAAACACAUCAGCAGAAAGUCGAGUUUUUCAGAGCAGUGGCUGGCUCAGUCCUCACCCACUUGCAGAAUCAGCCAACGAAAAUGCAUUAAAACCUCCUCAAACAGCCACAACCAUCACUGCCUUGGAGCCAUACACCAAGUAUGAGUUUCGAGUCUUAGCUGUGAACAUGGCUGGCAGUGUGUCUUCAGCCUGGACUUCAGAAAGAACGGGAGAAUCAGUACCUGUAUUCAUGAGCCCUCCUUCCGUCUUCCCGCUCUCACCACACUCCCUCAAUGUGUCCUGGGAGAAGCCAGCAGAGAAUGUAACAAGAGGAGAAGUUGUGGGCUAUAAGAUCAAUAUGGUUUCUGAACAGUCACCUCGGCAAUCUCUUCCGGCUGCGUUGUCACAGGUGUUGUACACUGCUAAAUCCCAAGAACUGUCUUAUAUUGUAAAAGAACUAAAACCUUAUAGGAUAUACAACUUUACUAUUUCUCUCUGCAACUCAAUUGGUUGUGUAACCAGUGCGUCAGGAACAGGACAGACAUUAGCAGCAGCACCAACCCAACUGAGGCCUCCUGUGGUGGAAGGAAUCAACAGCACAACCAUCCGUGUUAGAUGGCUCCCACCUGAAGAACUCAAUGGACCUUCUCCUGUGUAUCAGCUGGAAAGAAGAGAGUCAUCUCUCCCAGCUCCCACGGCCAUGAUGAUGAAAGGAAUUCGUUUCAUAGGGAAUGGAUAUUAUAAAUUUCCCAGUUCCACACACCCAGUCAAUACGGACUUUACCGGUAAGUGCAUAUUGACAGGCUUGCUACCCUUCAAAAACUAUGCAGUAACCCUAACUGCUUGCACUUUGGCUGGCUGUACCGAGAGCUCACAGGCAUUGAACAUCUCUACUCCACAAGAAGCCCCACAGGAAGUUCAGCCACCGGUAGCCAAAUCUCUUCCCAAUUCUUUGUUACUGUCCUGGAAUCCACCCAAAAAAACAAAUGGUAUUAUAACUCAGUACUCUUUAUAUAUGGAUGGGAUGCUAAUCUAUUCGGGCAGUGGAAGGAACUACACAGCCACAGAUUUAGCAGUAUUUACACCCCACCAGUUUGUACUUGGUGCCUGCACACAUGUGGGAUGUACAAACAGUUCCCUGGUCAUACUGUACACAGCACAGCUUCCACCAGAGCGUGUGGAUUCCCCACUUCUGACCGUCCUGGAUUCUAGAACUAUCUAUGUACAGUGGAAACAACCAAGAAAUGUAAAUGGGAUUCUGGAGCGCUAUAUAUUAUAUAUUUCAAAUCACACACAUGAUUUUACAAUUUGGGAUGUCAUCUAUAACAGUACAGAACUUUUUCAGGAUCACCUGCUACAAUACUUGUCCCCUGGUAAUAAAUAUCUCAUCAAGCUGGGAGCUUGCACAGGGGGUGGGUGCACUGUGAGCGAGGCCAGUGAGGCCCUAACUGAUGAGCAGGCACCCGAAGGUGUGCCAACCCCCAAAGCACACUCUUAUUCACCUCACUCCUUUCACAUCUCCUGGACAGAGCCUGAACAUCCAAAUGGUGUUAUCACAAGCUAUGGACUAUAUCUGGAUGGUGUAUUAAUUCACAAUUCCUCAGAACUCAGCUGUCAUGCUUAUGGAUUUGCUCCUUGGAGCUUACAUUCCUUCAGAGUCCAAGCAUGCACGGCCAAAGGUUGUGCUCUGGGCCCACUGGUGGAAAAUCGAACUCUAGAAGCUCCUCCUGAAGGAACAGUAAACGUGUUUGUCAAAACAGAGGGAUCCCGGGAAGCCCACGUGAGGUGGGACGCACCUUUUCACCCUAAUGGACGCUUGACAUACUCAGUCCUUUUCACUGGGAUUUUCUAUGCCGAUCAAGCAGAUAAUAACUACACUCUUCUGAAUGGCACACAAGUCAUGCACCGUGGUGAGGAGACCAACCGUUGGGUACUCAUUAAGGGGUUGGUUCCUUUUACUAACUAUACUGUACAAGUGAAUGUUUCAAAUAGCCAAGGCAGCUUGAUGAGCGAUCCUGUAACAUUUGCAAUGCCACCAGGGGCUCCAGAUGGCGUGCUGCCUCCGAGGCUUUCAUCUGCCACUCCAACCAGUCUUCAGGUUGUCUGGUUUACACCAGCUCGCAACAACGCUCCCGGCUCUCCCAGAUACCAACUCCAGAUGAGGCCUGGACACUCCACCCACGGAUUUCUAGAGUUAUUUUCCAAUCCUUCUGCAUCGUUAAGCUAUGAAGUGAGAGAUCUCCAACCAUACACAGAAUAUGAGUUUCGGUUGGUUGCCUCCAAUGGAUUUGGCAGUGCACAUAGUUCCUGGAUUCUCUUCGUGACCACAGAGGACAAACCUGGACCUAUGGACCCUCCAAUUCUUCUGGACGUGAAGUCAAGAAUGAUGUUGGUCACCUGGCAGCAUCCUUUAAAGUGCAAUGGGGUCAUUACCCAUUAUAAUAUUUACCAACAUGGCCACCUCUCCCUGAAAACUUCUGGAAAUGUCACUAAUUGUACAGUGAUCCAUUUGCGCCCAUAUACUGCCUAUAAAUUUCAGGUAGAAGCCUGUACUUCAAAAGGGUGUUCCCUCUCACCGGAGUCCCAGACCAUAUGGACACUCCCAGAUGCACCGGAAGAUAUCCCAAGUCCAGAGUUGUUCUCGGAUACCCCAACAUCUGUGAUUAUAUCUUGGCAACCCCCCAAGCACCCCAAUGGUUUGGUGGAGAACUUCACAAUUGACAGAAGGGUCCAAGGGGAGGAAGAAUUUACUACCCUGGUGACUCUCCCAAGAAGUCAUUCCAUGAGGUUUAUUGACAAGACUUCUGCUCUUAGCCCAUGGACAAAAUAUGAAUACAGGGUACUAAUGAGCACUCUUAACGGAGGUACAAAUAGCAGUGCUUGGGUAGAAGUGACCACGAGACCCUCACGACCUGCUGGGGUACAGCCACCCAAGGUGCAUGUGCUAGGACCCGAUACAGCCGAGGUCACUUGGAAACCCCCCCUCAUGCAGAAUGGAGACAUACUUAGCUAUGAGAUCCGCAUGCCUGAUCCUCACCUCACAAUAACCAACGUUACUUCCUCCGUGUUAAGUCAAGUAAUUACUCAUCUGAUUCCUUUCACUAACUACUCUGUCACCAUUGUGGCUUGCUCAGGAGGUAACGGGUACCUAGGAGGGUGCACAGAGAGUUUACCUACCCAUGUUACCACCCACCCCACCCUACCUCAGGGCAUUAACCCAUUGUUGGCGAUUCCACUAAGUGAAUCGUAUGUUGGGAUUUCAUGGCAGCCACCAUCCAGACCAAACGGACCCGAUUUGAGAUAUGAGCUUCUGAGACGUAAAAUCCAGCAACCACUUGCAUCAAAUCCCCCAGAAGAUUUAAAUCUGUGGCACAAUAUUUAUUCAGGAACUCAGUGGUUUUAUGAAGAUAAGGGUCUUAGCAGGUUUACAACUUACGAGUAUAAGGUGUUUGUACACAACAGCGUGGGUUUCUCACCGAGCCAAGGAGCUACCGUGACAACAUUAGCUGGCCUUCCAGAGAGGGGAGCCAAUCUCACCGUAACUGUUGUUAACCACACGGCCAUAGAUGUGACAUGGGCUAAACCAACCUUUCAAGACCUACAAGGUGAUGUUGAAUAUUAUACACUUUUUUGGAGUUCUGCUACCUCAAAUGAAUCUCUCAAAAUCCUCCCAGAUGUAAACUCUCAUGUCAUCAGCCACUUAAAUCCAAACACGGAGUAUCAGAUUUUUAUCUCUGUCUUCAAUGGAGUCCACAGCAUCAGUGGUGAAGUACUGCGCGCAACCACUUUCGAUGGGGAGCCUCAGGGCAUGCUUCCUCCAGAGGUUGUCAUCAUCAACAGUACAGCUGUAUGUGUCAUCUGGACAUCUCCUUCAAACCCAAAUGGUGUUGUCACUGAAUAUUCUGUCUAUGUAAAUAAUAAGCUCUACAAGACUGGAAUGAAUGUGCCUGGGUCUUUCAUUCUGAGAGACCUGUCUCCCUUCACUAUCUAUGACAUCCAGGUUGAAGUCUGCACCAAAUAUGCCUGUGUGAAAAGUAAUGGAACCCAAAUCACCACUGUAGAAGAUACCCCAAGUGAUAUACCAACACCCACAAUUCAUGGCAUCACUUCAAGAUCCCUUCAAGUUGAUUGGAUGUCUCCAGGGAAGCCAAAUGGCAUUAUCCUCGGAUAUGAUGUCUUACGUAGAACAUGGCAUUCAUGCCCUAAAACUCAGAAGUUAAGGAAGGACCACAGUGGUGAGCUCUGCAAGGCAGUGAAGUGUCAAAAACCUAAAACUAUCUGUGGAGAGAGGUGCUAUUCUCCAGAAGCUCAGGUUUGUUGUAAUGGAGUUCUCUAUGACCCCCAGCCUGGGCACCACUGCUGUGAAGAGAAGUAUAUCCCAUUCAUUUUGAAUUCAACUGUGGUUUGUUGUGGUGGCCGAAUACGAGAGGCUCAACCAAAUCAUCACUGCUGCUCUGGCUAUUACACUAGAAUUCUACCAGGUGAAGUAUGUUGUCCAGAUGAACAGCACAAUCGGGUUUCCACUGGCAUCGGUGACUCCUGCUGUGGCAGAAUGCCUUACUCCACCUCAGGAAACCAGAUUUGCUGUGCUGGGAGGCUUCAUGAUGGCCAUGGCCAGCAGUGCUGUGGUGGACAGAUUGUGAGCAAAGAUUUAGAAUGCUGUGGUGGAGAGGAAGAGGGCAUGGCAUACAGUCGCCUUCCAGGGAUGUUCUGUUGUGGGCAGGAUUAUGUGAAUAUGUCAGAUACCAUAUGCUGUUCAGCUUCCAGUGGAGAGUCUAAAGCACAUGUUAAAAAGAAUGACCCAGUGCCAAUAAAAUGCUGCGAGACUGAACUUAUUCCAAAGAGCCAGAAAUGCUGUAAUGGAGUUGGAUAUAAUCCUUUGAAAUAUGUUUGCUCUGACAAGAUUUCAACUGGAAUGAUGAUGAAGGAAACCAGAGAGUGCGGGACGGUCUGCCCAGCAUCUCUGGAAGCCACAGCAUACUGCGGCAGGUGUGACUUCAACUUUACCAGCCACGUUUGUACUGUGAUCAGAGGACCUCACAAUUCCACAGGCAAGGAAUCAAUAGAAGAAAUAUGCUCAUCUGCUGAAGAGACUGUUCACACGGGUAGUGUAAACACAUUCUCCUUCACAGAUGUGAACCUGGAGCCUUAUAUGGCGUAUGAGUAUAGGAUUUCUGCAUGGAAUAGCUAUGGGCGAGGAUUCAGCAAAGCUAUCAGAGCCAGGACAAAAGAAGAUGUGCCUGAAGGAGUGAGUGCCCCUAGGUGGACCAAAAUGGAUAAUUUUGAAGAUGUGAUAGUCUUAAAUUGGAAGAAACCUAUACAAUCAAAUGGUCCAAUUGUUUACUAUAUUCUUCUCCGAAAUGGGAUUGAAUGCUUUCGGGGAACAUCAUUGAGCUUCUCUGAUACAGAGGGCAUUUGGCCAUUUCAGGAAUACUCAUACCAGCUGAAAGCCUGCACGGUUGCUGGCUGUGCUAUCAGCAGCAAGGUAGUUGCAUCUACGACCCAAGGAGUUCCAGAGAGCAUCCUGCCGCCCAGAGUCACGGCACCCAGCGCAGAGGCUCUGCAUUUGAGCUGGAGUGUCCCUGAGAAACCAAAUGGCAUCAUUAAAGAGUACCAGCUCCGGCAGGUUGGGAAAGGUCUCAUCUACACUGGCACCACUGACAGGAGGCAGCAUACGGUCACAGGUCUCCAGCCAUACACCAACUACAGCUUCACACUUACAGCUUGUACAUCUGCUGGAUGCACUUCAAGUGAGCCUUUUCUAGGUCAGACACUGCAGGCAGCCCCUGAAGGAGUUUGGGUGACACCUCGACACAUUAUUAUCAAUUCUACAACAGUGGAAUUAUUUUGGAGUCCUCCAGAAAAGCCCAAUGGUCUCAUUUCUCAGUAUCAGUUGAGUCGUAAUGGAACCUUGGUUUUCCUGGGUGACAGUGAGGAGCAGAACUUCACUGAUAAAAACCUGGAGCCCAACAGCAGAUACAUUUAUAAAUUGGAAGCCACAACUGGAGGCGGCAGCAAUCCUAGUGAUGAUUACAUUGUGCAAACACCUGUACUGACACCAGAAGAAAUCCAGCCUCCAUAUAACAUCACAGUAAUUGGGCCUUAUUCCAUAUUUGUAGCUUGGACCCCACCAGGGAUCCUCAUCCCCAAAAUGCCUGUGGAGUACAAUGUCUUACUCAAUGCUGGAAGUGUAGCACCUCUGACCUCCUCUGUUGGUCAUCAUCAGUGCCUCCUUCUGGAAAAUUUGGCUCCAUUCACACAAUAUGAGAUAAGGAUACAAGCAUGUCAAAAUGGAAGUUGUGGAGUUAGCAGUAGGACGUUUGUCAAAACAUCUGAAGCAGCCCCAGUGGAUCUACAUCCCCCGGUUCUUAAGGCACUGGGGUCAGCUUGCAUAGAGGUUAAAUGGAUGCCACCUGAAAAGCCAAAUGGAGUCAUCAUCAACUACUUUCUUCACAGACGUUCUGCUGGUAUUGAAGAGGAGUCCCUUUUGUUUGUCUGGUCAGAAGGAGCCCUUGAAUUCACUGAUGCUUCAGAUACUCUGAGGCCUUUCACACUCUACGAAUACCGAGUCAGAGCCCACAACUCCAGGGGCUCAGUGGAGAGUCUGUGGUCAUCAGCACGAACCCUGGAAGCCCCACCUCAAUCUCUGCUGGCACCUUGGGCACAAGCCACCAGUGCUCAUUCAGUUCUGCUGAACUGGACAAAGCCAGAAUUGCCCAACGGCAUUAUCUCCCAGUACCAUGUGGUCUACCAAGAGAGACUGGAUGAUCCAACAUUUAACGUCUCUACUGUGCAUGCUUUCACUGUGAUGGGAAUGAGCCUUCAAGCCCACCUGUUUGGGUUAGAACCAUUCACAACAUAUCACGUUGGAAUUGUGGCCACAAACCAGGCAGGAGAAGUUUCAAGCCCCUGGACUGUGGUUCAAACCCUAGAAUCUUCCCCAAGUGGACUGAGCAACUUUACCGUACAACAACAAGAGAACGGCCGGGCGUUGUUACUACAGUGGUCAGAGCCUGUGAGAACCAAUGGUGUGAUUAAGACCUACAACAUCUUCAGUGAGGGUAUCCUGGAGUACACUGGCUUGAAUCGGCAGUUUCUCUUCCGACGCCUGGUCCCUUUCACUCUCUACACGCUGACCCUGGAGGCCUGCACCAAGGUGGGCUGUGCACACUCAGAGCCCCAGCCUCUGUGGACAGACGAAGCCCCUCCCCACUCUCAGCUGGCUCCUGCGAUCCAGGCUGUAGGGUCCACCAGCAUUGAGCUGAGCUGGUCUGAGCCUCUCCACCCACACGGAAAGAUAAUUCGCUAUGAUGUGAUUCGCAGGUGCUUCGAGGGAAAAGCUUGGGGAAAUCAGACAAUCCAGGCCGAUGAGAAAAUUGUUUUCACAGAAUAUAAUACUGAAAGGAACACAUUUAUGUAUAAUGACACUGAUUUGCAGCCUUGGACGCAGUGUGGGUACAAAAUCCACACUUGGAAUUCAGCAGGCCACACCUGUAGCUCUUGGAACAUAGUAAGGACAAAGCAGGCACCUCCGGAAGGUCUCUCUCCACCUGAGGUAGCCUGUGUAUCUGUGAAUCCUCCAAAACUGCUGAUUUCCUGGAUCCCACCAGAACAGUCUAAUGGUAUUAUCCAGUCAUAUAAACUUCAAAGGAACGGAGUGCUCUAUCCUUUCAGCUUUGAUGCUGUGACUUUCAAUUAUACUGAUGAAGACCUGCUUCCAUUUUCCACGUACAGUUAUGCAGUCAUAGCCUGCUCAGAUGGAGGCUGCUCCACCAGCAAAACCACCAGUUUUACCACUCCUGAGGCUGCUCCAGCAGGAGUCAGCCCUCCAGCUCUCUGGACCAUCAACUCAACUCAAAUAAAUGUAUCGUGGGCACCACCAUUGAUUCAAAACGGAAAGAUCACUAAAUAUUUGCUUAGAUUGGACGGUAAGGAGUACCUUGCUGGGCAGAGCCUGUCCCUGCUUGUUUCUGACCUACAACCUUAUACUCAGUAUAAUUUCUCCCUGGAAGCCUGCACAAAUGGAGGUUGUACAACUAGUGCAUCCAAAUCUGCCUGGACCAUGGAGGCCCCACCGCAGAGCAUGGACCCUCCAAAACUGCAAGUCACAGGCUCAGAAUCUAUAGAAAUCACCUGGAAACCUCCCAGAAAACCAAACGGCCAGAUCAGAAGUUAUGAACUCAGACGGGAUGGAACCAUUGUCUAUACAGGCCUGGAAACUCGCUAUCAUGAUUUUACUCUCACCCCAGGUGUGGAGUACGGCUACACAGUGACUGCCAACAACAGCCAAGGGGGUAUUUUGAGUCCACUCAUCAAAGACAGAACCAGCCCCUCAGCACCUUCAGGGAUAGAACCUCCAAAAUUAAAGGCCAAGGGUCCACAACAGAUUUUAGUGAACUGGGAUGCUCCAGUGAGGACAAAUGGCGAUAUUGUCAAUUAUACCCUCUUUAUCCGAGGGCUGUUUGAAAAAGAAACAAAAAUCAUACACAUCGAUACAACUCAUAGUUCUUUUGACACACGGUCAUUCGUAGUAGACCAGCUGAAGCCAUUUCACAGGUAUGAAGUACGAGUUCAAGCCUGCACCAUGCUGGGAUGUGCGUCAAGUGACUGGACAUCCCUACAGACCCCUGAGGUUGCACCUCUGAUGCAGCCCCCACCCCAUCUAGAGGUACGGAUGGCUCCAGGUGGAUUCCAGCCCACAGUUACCCUUUCGUGGAUGGGACCACUUCAGCCAAAUGGAAAAGUUUUAUAUUAUGAGUUAUACAGAAGACAAAUAGCAACGCGGCCUGGAAAAUCAAAUCCAGUGUUAACCUAUAAUGGAAGCUCAAGCUCUUUUACGGAUUUCGAACUAUCGCCUUUCACAGAAUAUGAGUAUCAGGUCUGGGCAGUGAAUUCAGCAGGAAAAGCCCCCAGUACCUGGACAUGGUGUAGAACUGGGCCCGCUCCCCCAGAAGGUCUCGGAGCCCCCACAUUCCAUGCAGUCUCUUCCACCCAAGCAGUGGUCAACAUCAGCGCCCCUGGGAAGCCCAACGGAAUCGUCAUUCUCUACAGGCUGUUCUCCAAUGCCAGUGGGGCAGAGACAGUGUUGUCUGAAGGCAUGGCCACCCAGCAGACUCUUCACGGCCUGCAGCCCUUCACCACCUACUCCGUUGGGGUGGAGGCCUGCACCUGCUUCAACUGUUGCAGCAAAGGGCCAACGGCAGAGCUGAGAACUCAUCCCGCUCCACCCUCGGGACUGUCGUCUCCCCAAAUCCAGACGCUGUCCUCGAGGACAGGUUCCUUCCGGUGGAGCCCACCCCUGUUCCCCAAUGGUGUCAUUCAAAGCUAUGAGCUUCAGCUCUACGCGGCUUGCCCUCCGGAUUUAGCCACGCUGUGUGCCCCUGGCCAAGCAGAGACCAAGUAUGUGGGGCUGGGGCUGACAGCCAGCCUUGAGGGCCUCCAGCCCUACACCACCUACAAACUCAGAGUGGUGGCCCACAACGAGGUGGGCAGCAUGGCUUCUGGAUGGAUCAGCUUUAUCACUCAAACAGAAUUGCCCCAGUACCGAGGCCCAUUUUUGGUGGACAGCAAUUUGUCUCUGGUGCGUGUGGACUGGAGUGGCUCUUUCCUGCUGAACGGCCCACUGAAGGAGUUCGUGGUGACCGACGGAGGCCAGCGUGUGUAUAGUGGCUUCGACACCACCCUCUACCUGCCGAGGACAGCGGACAAAACCUUCUUUUUCCAGGUCAUCUGCACCACAGAUGAAGGAAGCGUUAAAACACCUGUGGUCCAAUAUGAUACCUCUACCGGAUUUGGCCUGGUUCUGACAACUCCUGAAGAAAAGAGAGGAUUGGGGAGCAAAAGCACUGAGUUCUACAGCGAGUUAUGGUUCAUCGUGUUAAUGGCGAUUCUAGGCUUGAUCUUGUUGGCCAUUUUUCUGUCUCUGAUACUACAAAGAAAAAUCCACAAAGAGCCAUAUAUCAGAGAGAGACCUCCCUUAGUACCUAUUCAGAAGAGAAUGUCUCCACUGAGUGUCUAUCCACCCGGGGAAACCCAUGUGGGAUUAGCUGAUACCAAAAUUCCCCGGUCCGGGACACCCAUCAGUAUUAGGAGCAACCGGAGCAUAUCCGUACUUCGGGUCCCAAGUCAGAGCCAAAUAAGCCAAACCUAUUCCCAAGGCUCUCUCCCUCUCAGUGUCAGCCAACUCAUGGACAUUCAAGACAAGAAAGUCUUGAUUGAUGACUCGCUGUGGGAAACCAUCAUGGGCCAUGAUAGUGGAUUGUAUGUGGAUGAAGAGGACCUGAUGAAUGCCAUCAAGGGCUUCAGUUCUGUGACUAAAGAGCACACCACAUUCACGGACACCCAGCUGUGAAGGAUGGAAACUUGCAAGACAAAAAGCUGCAAGACCUGCUCCAUACCCCCUCCCCACCGGGUUGUCACUGACUGACACACCAUACAUGCUAAAAAGCAUCGCUUCUUAUUCUGUAAUCCUUUUUUAAAAAACAAGGAUUGUUUUUGAAAUUGUUCCUCCUUAA
Callorhinus ursinus (northern fur seal) is the source of this 14356-nucleotide messenger RNA. RefSeq names its product usherin (gene USH2A). The record is from RefSeq and is a predicted model, not a curated record. NCBI's taxonomy places the organism in Eukaryota, Metazoa, Chordata, Mammalia, Carnivora, Otariidae. Gene Ontology annotation, molecular function: protein binding.